AUGGAUGGAUGCGGGGCAGCGGGAUCGUCGGGCAGCGGGAUGAUGAGGCUGCUGCUAAUGGCCGGGGCACCGGCGGAAAUUAGAGGGGAAGGGGAGGAAAGAAGAUACGACCAGGGGCGCCGAGCUGCCGAUUUGAGGGCUCUGCUAAGGCAGGAGCUAAGGACUUUUAUCCAAGGCCCUGGCCUAACCCCGCGGGUGCGGAGCUUCCUCCGCAGCUUCGCGCGGAGGCCCCGCUCCCCGGACUACGUUUCCCAGCGGCGCCCGGCGGGGGCGGGUCGAGGCGGGGCGGCCCGCACCGCCCGCCGCAGCAUGGCGGGCCCCGAGCGGGCGGCUGCCGAGCGGGCCGACAGGCUCUUCGCGCUGAGCGGCCUCUUCGCCGUCUACAAGCCCAAGGGCCCCACCUCGGCCGCGCUGCUCAACCGCCUCAAGGAGCGGCUGGUUGCAGAAGCUGGCGUGCAAGCAAACAAGAACAAGAGAAAGAAGCAAAUCUUGAAAAUUGGGCAUGGUGGAACUUUGGACAGUGCAGCUACAGGAGUUUUGGUGGUUGGUAUUGGAAAAGGAACAAAAAUGCUGAGCACUAUAUUGGCAGGUUCGAAGAAAUACACUGCCAUUGGACGACUGGGCAAAGCUACUGAUACUUUAGAUGCUACAGGAAAAGUAACUGAAGAAAAACCUUAUGAUAAGGUAACAAAAGGAGAUCUAGAAAGUGUGCUGCAAAAGUUCACAGGGGACAUAAUGCAAGUUCCUCCACUCUAUUCUGCUUUGAAGAAGGAUGGAGAAAGGCUAUCAUCUCUGAUGAAGAGAGGAGAAGCAGUUGAAGCAAAGCCUGCUCGGCCAGUAAAAGUGUACAGUCUCUCUCUCCAACACUUCCAGCCACCACUGUUCACACUGGAUGUUGAAUGUGGUGGUGGCUUUUAUGUCAGGAGCCUGGUCAGUGAUAUUGGCAAAGAACUCUCUACCUGUGCCAGUGUGCAAAAGCUGACCCGAACCAAGCAGGGGCCAUUUACGCUAGAGGAGCAUGCGCUUCAUGAAGACAAAUGGACAAUUGAUGAAAUUGCACGAUCCUUAGAGCAUUGCAUGUCUCUCCUCCCCGGAGAGCCAUCUCAUAAAAAAUUUAAGACAGAGGAUCCUGGAGAAACUGUUGUGAGCUGUGAAGAUAAGUGAUAAGUUGGGUCAAGGAGAAGGACCGAAUGAUUGAGACAUUUUAAGAUUGGAUUGGGAUUGUCUUGCCUCUCGUGUAAAUUUACAGGCCUGUAUUGGGAGGGAGACAAACUGCAAGGCAAUAAAAAUGUUUCUUUUCUCUAGUUUUAUUUCCUGGGCUAGAAUAUGCACUGAAAAUGCCUAGUGCUUGCUGCUUCCCAAUCUGUUUAUUUCCUUUGUUGUACACUGUAAAUGGGUCAGCUACUAAUAUCACUUCUUCAAAGACCCUCUAGGAUGCAAUAUACCUUUUGUUACUAAUUUGUCAAUAAAAUUAAGA
Nothoprocta perdicaria is the source of this 1477-nucleotide messenger RNA. It is a transcript of the gene TRUB1, whose product is annotated as TruB pseudouridine synthase family member 1. Gene Ontology annotation, biological process: tRNA modification; mRNA pseudouridine synthesis. Bases 1 to 1164 code for a protein of 387 amino acids. Gene Ontology annotation, cellular component: mitochondrion. The transcript has 9 exons. The record is from RefSeq and is a predicted model, not a curated record. Gene Ontology annotation, molecular function: RNA binding; pseudouridine synthase activity. NCBI's taxonomy places the organism in Eukaryota, Metazoa, Chordata, Aves, Tinamiformes, Tinamidae.